AUGCCUUUCUUCGGACACGCCGCUCGCCACUACUCUUCGCGUGCCUUUGUGCCGCGUUAUUCGCGUCUGCAGCUCCUCGUCGCUCACAGCGCCAUCACCGCCGGUGUCGUGCUGCCUUUUGUGCACCCGUACCUGCAGACCCGCCAAGCAAAGCGUGACGGCACCUACAUGACCAAGCCGCCGAUCCCUUUCACGCCGAGCCCCAAGUUCUAG
Messenger RNA from Lasiodiplodia theobromae, 213 nucleotides. RefSeq lists its product as uncharacterized. The coding region runs from base 1 to 213 and encodes 70 amino acids. The transcript is spliced from 2 exons. The record is from RefSeq and is a predicted model, not a curated record. Lineage: Eukaryota; Fungi; Ascomycota; Dothideomycetes; Botryosphaeriales; Botryosphaeriaceae.